Messenger RNA from Cuscuta epithymum, 387 nucleotides. The record is from the annotation of a GenBank genome assembly. Lineage: Eukaryota; Viridiplantae; Streptophyta; Magnoliopsida; Solanales; Convolvulaceae.
GGGGUAUCUUCUCUAAAUGAACCGGUAACCGGAAUGAAUCAGGUCAUCAGGUCACCUAUCCAUGUGUCUAAUUCUGAUUGGCCUUUAUACAUUUUCAUUUUUUGCUUUCACUUCUUUUCUUUUUAUUUCUUUCCUCAAAACUGCAGCUCCCUCGAUCCCUCCUCUCGAUCUUUGGAUCAGCUCGCCGCUCCCCGUCUACCCCCUUUCUUCUUCUUCUUCUUCUUCUUCUUCCGAUCUGCACUACUCCUCCCCACCUUAUUCUUUUGGGAUUCAUCAAAAUACUCUCCUUCACCCAGUUGUACUUUGUCGCCGGCCCUCCAUCCAUCCCAACGUCGCCAUCCCCCGGUCAUCCAAGCUGGGCUAGUUUCCAUGAUUCGUAGGUCGACU